Molecule: messenger RNA, 2449 nt
Organism: Scomber japonicus (chub mackerel)
Lineage: Eukaryota; Metazoa; Chordata; Actinopteri; Scombriformes; Scombridae
Product: glucagon-like peptide 2 receptor
Exons: 13
Coding region: 292-1893 (533 amino acids)
Biological process (GO): cell surface receptor signaling pathway; adenylate cyclase-modulating G protein-coupled receptor signaling pathway
Cellular component (GO): plasma membrane
Molecular function (GO): glucagon receptor activity; peptide hormone binding
Source: RefSeq, a predicted model, not a curated record
GGCUGGAAAGAUCAAGAACAACUUCAAGUAGCUUUAAGGAAUAUCAGAGAAACUGUGGGCUACCUACAUCAGAAACUGGAUACUUUACCUGCAGAUCAUCCUGUAAAAUAACUCAAUGUACUGAAUAGACCUUCUUGGAGCUACUGUACCCGAGAAGUUCAAAGGAGGCAUCAAGGAGAGCCUUGCUGAGGUGAAGAGAAGAUGAGCGAGAGGCCUAGCAAGUCAGGUAUGAGGUGGCAAACCAGCCAACAAACUACAAACCAACCGCUUUCAAUGUAAACAUACAGCACCAUGUUGCCGACCUGGCACAAGAGGACCUGGGCCACAACAAGGGACACACAUCUGCUCUUACUCCUCUUUGUCAUCUUCAACCACCAGGUAACAGGCUCAGUGCUCGAAAGUCUGAUCGCUAAACGGACCGAAUAUUUGGACACCUGCAACAGUACUCUGGCAAAAAGUGCUCUCUCAAAAACUGGAAUCUACUGCAAUGGAACAUUUGACAUGUUCGUGUGCUGGCCCCAUUCAUCUCCUGGGAACGUGUCGGUCCCCUGUCCUUCUUACUUACCGUGGAUCAGCGAGGAUGGCUCCAGGAGGGUGCAUAGAGAAUGUUUGGAAAAUGGGACAUGGCGACAGAAGGAGAACUCGUCAGAGCCCUGGAGGGAUGAUUCUGAGUGUCAGGAACACCAUUACUUUAAAGCUGAGGAAGAUAAAAUACCUCGCCAGACAGCCCUCAGGCUCAUCUCUGUCAUUGGCUAUUCCGUCUCCCUGUUCUCCCUCACGCUGGCCACUCUCCUGAUGGGCAUGUUGAGGAAGCUCCACUGUACCCGGAACUACAUUCACAUGAAUCUAUUUGUGUCAUUUAUCCUGAGAGCCCUGGCUAUCAUCUCUAAGGAAAUUAUGUUACACAUCAUGUAUUCUAACCUGCCCAAAGACGAUCUUGGAUGGAACUCCUACUCGAGCUCUACGACAAUGGUCUUGUGCAAAUUCUGCAAAGUGGCCAUGGAGUACUUUGUGGCCUGUAACUACUUCUGGCUCUUGGUGGAGGCUGUUUUUCUCCACACGCUGCUCUUCACCGCUGUGCUGACCAAACGAUGUCUGCUGAAGAAGUACAUGCUGUUAGGAUGGGGAACACCUGUCUUGUUCGUGACACCCUGGACAGUAGUUAAGAUUUUAUAUGAAAACACAGGAUGCUGGUCAAUUGUGAACAGAGGUUUCUGGUGGAUCCUAAGGGGCCCCAUUACUUUAUCAGUGCUGGUCAUUUUCUUUAUAUUCAUCAAGAUUCUGAUGCUACUGCUGUCCAAGCUGAAAGCGGAUCAGGUGAAAUUUACCGACUACAGAUACAGCUUGGCCAGAGCAACACUGGUACUGAUUCCUCUGCUGGGAAUCCAUGAAGUGGUCUUCACCGUGCUGAUAGAUGAGUGCAUGGAGGGCGACAGUCGUUAUGCCAGGAACUUCAUCAACCUCACCCUCAGCUCUUUCCAGGGCUUCUUGGUUGCUGUGCUGUACUGUUUUGCUAAUGGAGAGGUCCAAGCUGAACUGAAGAAGCGCUGGCAGCUUUUCCUGUUCACCAACCACUUCCAGGUCAGGAGCUGUUUCCGGGGAGCUCCCCUCAAGCACUUGUUUAAGUGCACUCGAGGGCACCGCCAACAGUGUUCUCGGCAGAGCGAGUCCUACGACGAGGGAGGCACCUCUGUGAUACACCCACACUUGCUACAGGUGGCUGUACAAGGUGGAGGUGGAGCAAAUAGACUGGGAGAGGUUAAAGGUCAUGGGAUGAGGGGCUGUGACGCAACAGGGCUUGACUUUCUCACUAGGAAGAGCCUGUCCAGUAGUGAUGGGGAGAUAACACUCGGGGAGACCAUGGAGGAGAUUCUGGAGGAAAGCGAGUUUUGAUCCCUCUUUAGUGGAAGAGUUUUUUUACACCCUCAACAGAGGAGGGUUAACUUAAACUUCAAACAGUACAUCAUGCAACACAGCUACUGAGCCAUUUUGGACUCUCCAGCUCGAAGUGUUCUCACACACAUGAGCACCAUCAGGACCGUGUGAUAUUGGUCAGUGGUGCAAAUUCAUGUGUCUAAGUUCACGAACUAGGCGCAAAAGAUAGGUGUGGGUUUACUUUCACCCCUGAUCCUGUGAUUCCUCUGAAAUGAACUGAUUUCACCACAAAAUCGACUGUUUUAAAUGCUGGUAUGAGCAGGACUGAAGGCCCAGCACAAGACACUGAAGCUGCCAUGUGUAGUCCACUGUGUUUGCUGUACCUAAAGUUCCAAUGACAUGGUAUCAUUACUUUAAGAUAAUGUAUUUCCUGCUUCAUUACGACAGCAAGGAAUUGAUUGUAGGCAUUAACCAACGGGUUGUUAGUUACUGAGAGAAAAUCAAUUUGAUUUGACAGAAUGGAGUAGAUGACUUUAUUAAUUGGACCUUUUGGGUACACCAACUCGUAGCAUGA